This is a messenger RNA of Aureobasidium pullulans EXF-150, 2237 nucleotides long. Its product is annotated as Annexin. NCBI's taxonomy places the organism in Eukaryota, Fungi, Ascomycota, Dothideomycetes, Dothideales, Saccotheciaceae. The coding region runs from base 134 to 2128 and encodes 664 amino acids. The transcript is spliced from 2 exons. Gene Ontology annotation, molecular function: calcium-dependent phospholipid binding; calcium ion binding. Gene Ontology annotation, cellular component: cytoplasm. The record is from RefSeq and is a predicted model, not a curated record.
CAAAGGGACCACGAAACAACAUCGACUUGAUGCCGAUUUUUCUCUGUUUGUGUUUCUGUGGCUCUGGAUUCCACAACAUAUGAAGUAUUCCGCAAGUCAAAUUUAGGAUUGUGGAAAGUUCUUGAGAGCAACCAUGUCUCUGCGGCCUGAAGACCACCGCUCGUCGCGGUCAAGGUCCAAAUCACAUUCGAGGCGUGAUCGCUCACGUUCUCAUAGCGCUGUGAGGAAGACUCAUAACAUUACGCCUCAGAGGCCUGCAGAAUAUGUUUACGCCAAUACCCCUGCUUCGGUACCACGUCACGUCUCACCUGUAGUAGCCAUGCCUGCGAUGCCCUCAAUGCCGGGUGAUUUUGACGAGGAGUAUACCAUCAAACCUGGAGGCUCGCGUACCGAGGGACAGCCUUUACCUUACCCCUCAGUGGGACAACUGCCUUAUCCUUCUGUACCACAGGAGAUUGACAUGGGCGACUACAAGGACUUUCCACCGCAUGAACGGCCUGGGUAUGCUGUUGCGUCUAGGGAUGCACACGACAGUGACACCGACUUGGCGUACGGUACUCUACCCCUGCCCGAAGUGAGAAGGGGUCAUUCUGGUAGUGUGAGCAGCCAGCGUGCACCUUCUCCGGCAGGCUAUACCUCGACCUCGUAUCAUUAUCCUGCCCAGGAGACACACUCAACUUCCAAGCCCUCAUCGGGUCAGUCUCAGUCGUAUGCCUACUCUCAGUCUAGGACCGAUCAACCCGCUGGACAUCAUGACUACAUCACUCAACCUCAUGGCGCAAGUGGAAAGCAGCUUCAGAAAUCUAGCGUCAGACCCCAGACUGUCGACGUGACCCCUGGUAUCUCCAAGCAGACCAACCUCGGGCUGAAUGUUCGUAUGGAUAGAUUGUCUGUCAGCGGCAAUAGACCGGACAUAUCUGGAAAUCUUCCACCCCCGAGUCCUUUGCUUGAGGCAUAUCGUGGCACCUAUCAAUCAGUAUCUCCCAUGAUAGCACCCAUGCAUUUAUCUUCAGACACCGACCUUGACAGACUGUCUUCGCUCUCUCCCGGCCCCUCGUCAAGCAGCAAGCAUCAAAGACGAUCCAGAAGCAGCACUGGCAAGGUCGAUUUUGUUGGUUCUGGCUCCGAGUCUCAUCCAAAGGAUUCGAAGAAGCGAGCACGACUGUACGAUGCCGAGAAAGACGCCCUAGCACUGAAUGAGGCAAUCUCGCACCACAAAAUCGACGUCGACACGAUUUGCAAGAUUCUGCCCUACCUCACGCAUGACCAAAUCCUCGAACUUCGCAAGGAGUACAAGAAACACGUCAAGGUUCAGGGACGGGGUAUCAACAUCGCCAAACACAUGAAGAUGAAACUCUCGGGCAAUUUCGGCAAAGCUGUGUACGUCUGCGCACUCGGCAAAUACGAAAGCGAAGGCUAUUGGGCAAACUUCUGGCAUCAGUCUCACAACACUCGUCGCGAGCUGUUGAUUGAGAGUCUGAUGGGUCGUAGUAAUGCGGAGAUCAGACAGAUCAAGGAUUCCUUCAAGGACAAGCGCUAUAAUGAUGACUUGACCAGAUGUAUGGAGAAGGAGCUGAAGCCAGACAAAUUCCGAACAGCUGUGCUCAUUGUCCUCGAGGCCAGACGUCAGGAAGAAAGUGAAGUUCAUCCAAGACAAUAUGUUGACAAGGAUGUUGAGGUCUUGAACAGAUGUCUGACAGCCAAAGAAGGUGGUGAGAGCACUAUGCUGGAGAUUGUCGUCAGAAGGAGCGAUGCGCAUUUGCGAGAGGUGUUGAAAGCAUAUGAGCGUAGAUAUGGGGUCAAUUUUGCGAGGGAGGCUUUGAGGAAGAGUAAUAACCUCGUGGGAGAAGUGAUCUGCCAUAUUCUCAAUGGAGCCAUCAACCGCCCAGCCAGAGACGCUUUGCUCCUUCGCCACGCCAUCGAUGACAUUGGUUCUCACAAUCGCGAGGAAGAGCUGCGUUACGAGUUGCUUAUCUCGAGAUUGAUGCGAGUGCACUGGGAGCCCGCACACCUGACCCGUGUGAAGCGUGAGUAUGUCGAGAAGUAUCGCAAGGAGCUCGAACACGAUGUCGAGGAUGCGACAAAGAGUGACUUCCGAGAGUUCAUGUAUGAGAUCUGUAAGACUUGAGGAGGCAGGUUUGGGUUGGAUGCACGAGGUGAUGAUGACGCUUUACGAUGUUCAUGGACGCAAUAUCAUGAUGGAUUGAAAUAUACCUAAGCAAUAUAAAAGUUAUCAU